Molecule: messenger RNA, 1233 nt
Organism: Plasmodium fragile
Lineage: Eukaryota; Apicomplexa; Aconoidasida; Haemosporida; Plasmodiidae
Exons: 8
Coding region: 1-1233 (410 amino acids)
Biological process (GO): mitotic sister chromatid segregation; microtubule anchoring at mitotic spindle pole body; protein localization to mitotic spindle pole body
Cellular component (GO): microtubule organizing center; mitotic spindle; MWP complex
Molecular function (GO): protein binding
Source: RefSeq, a predicted model, not a curated record
AUGAUGAAGUCCAUAGUGCUCAAGUGCGACUUGUGUUGUUUCUCCAAAGAUGGCUUGUUCUUACUCUACGCAAUUGCAAAUAAAAUAUUUUUAAUCGAAUCUGUGUCGCUUCAGCUAAAUCGGAUAUAUGUGAACAGCUACAGAAUUGACUCGAUUGAAUUUUCAGAAGAUCACAUUCAUUUUUUAAUAUUAGCAAAGGAGCAGGGGUGCGUCUGCGUCUACUCGCUCUAUAGUAGUCACGUCGUUAGGAUUAUACAGGACGCUUUCCAAUCCUACGUCUGUUCCUUUUUUCUGGGCCAGGGGACGAACAUAUGCAUUCAGAAGUACGAGCGGAAAUGCAUUAGCAUCUACGACGCGAACGACGUGAACGACGCGGAGCAUUCUCUAAUCACCAUCCAACAUGUGAAGUCGAAAAAGAAAAAAGCGUAUUGUCUGAACGCAGGACAUGACACCCUUGGCUGCCUAACUGAAACGAACAAGCAAAACAAAAUAGCGUUGCUCUGUUUGCAGAGUUAUAAAAUAAUAAACGAAAUAAUCUGCACUAACUUUAUUCCUAGUGAAAUAUUCUUCUCGACACUGAAUAACAUCAUCGCGUAUAGUAAUAAGUACAAAUCGGUGCAUGUGUACAAGUUGAGUGGAGACCUACUCUAUGUUUAUAACUUCGGGGCGAACUUGGCAUGUGUAACUCUCGCGUCGAACAAUAAGCAGCGGAAUGUCCUCUCACUUGGAAUGGAAGACGAAGUUGUUACAAUUCUACACCUGGAUAACCUGAAAGAAAUAAAAAAAAUAAUUUUAAGCGACAUGGUCAUAAUGAACGAGCAAAUGAAAAUAUAUAAAGAAAAUACCUCCACGAGGAUCUUCCUACAAGGGGUUCUACCUACUGGCGCAAACCACCAGAAGGAGAGGAAGGCAAACUUUUGCUUUUACAGCAACGUCUCGGAAGGCGUUAAGGAAGGGGAAUACAAACUGGUCAAGUGUGAAAAGGAAAAAGGAGCUGAGUCUGUUUUGAAGGGGAUAACAGAUGUAUUGUCUCCAGUGGGGAUCAACUUUUUAUCUUUCAGUUUGUGUGGGACCUUCAUGUCUAUCAUAAGUGGUAUGUCCAGAUCGUCGCUCAAAAAGGGGUGGUGGUUGUCCUGUGUGAUGAGAGUAUGCCUCCAAUUGGGAUGUACUCCUACUGUUGGAAGUGUGCCCCUUUAUGAUCACGUGUCUGCAACGUCCAGUGAGAGAAAAUAA